GAACGAGAAGAAGAAGAAGACGCGGUUUGGUUUUCCACCGACUUCUCUUCUCUUCCAAUCUCAUCAUCUCUCCAUUUCUCUUCCCAAUCUGUGUCUCUCUGGUGAUUCAUUCCUUCAAUGGCAGAUAACAACAAGCAAUCUGAUAACAAUCACGACGAGGCGAGUCCUCUUCUCCACCAACACCAACACCAACACCAACCCAAAGCUCCACCUGUUCCCCAAUCACCACAAGACUUUCUUCUUGGAUGGACCGCCGAUGGCCACCCUGUACCCCACGGCAGCGUCGUCGGCCAGCCCAUGUCCCGUUCUCCCUGGAACUCCUCCAUCUGCGCCUGUCUUGGUCAAAACGACGACUUCUGCAGCAGCGAUCUUGAAGUUUGUCUUCUUGGGAGUGUGGCUCCUUGUGUGUUGUAUGGAAGCAAUGUCGAGAGGCUUGGAUCUACUCCUGGGACAUUUGUCAAUCAUUGCUUGCCUUAUUCUGGACUGUAUGUGAUUGGGAAUUCCUGCUUUGGUUGGAAUUGUCUUGCACCGCUGUUUUCCUAUCCUAGCCGUACUGCUCUUCGUCGGAGGUUCAAUUUAGAGGGAAGCUGCGAGGCACUUAAUAGGUCAUGUGGGUGCUGUGGAAGCUUUAUGGAAGAUGAGGCGCAGCGUGAACAGUGUGAGUCAGCAUGUGACUUGGCAACCCAUGUCUUCUGUCAUGUCUGUGCUCUUUGUCAAGAAGGACGUGAGCUCCGUCGCAGGCUUCCUCAUCCUGGCUUUAAUGCUCAACCAGUGUUGGUUAUGAUUCCCCCGGGAGAGCAGGCCAUGGGACGCGCGGCUUGAAAAUAUUCUUCCUCAUCUUGGAAGUGUUGUUCUUGUGAAUUUUACUGUUUCAUGUAUGAUUUGACAUUGUUGAAUGGUGUCUUACCUUGUCCAAAGAGAACCCUGGUUCUUUGAAAUUGGUAUCGAUAAGAACAUAAACACAAUCAUGUCAUUAGUUUGGUCCCCUGCUGGUUUGUAUUUCAUAUUAUAUAUAUGUAUACGUGACGAAUUUUUGUGCUUUUUGUCUAUGUUUCAUUAUUUAGUUCAAUGAACUUAUGGAAGAGUAAGAGAUUGUUUGA
Molecule: messenger RNA, 1100 nt
Organism: Lotus japonicus
Lineage: Eukaryota; Viridiplantae; Streptophyta; Magnoliopsida; Fabales; Fabaceae
Product: cell number regulator 8
Exons: 3
Coding region: 118-822 (234 amino acids)
Source: RefSeq, a predicted model, not a curated record